Molecule: messenger RNA, 1294 nt
Organism: Musa acuminata subsp. malaccensis (wild Malaysian banana)
Lineage: Eukaryota; Viridiplantae; Streptophyta; Magnoliopsida; Zingiberales; Musaceae
Product: probable xyloglucan endotransglucosylase/hydrolase protein 25
Biological process (GO): cell wall biogenesis; xyloglucan metabolic process
Cellular component (GO): apoplast; cell wall
Molecular function (GO): xyloglucan:xyloglucosyl transferase activity; hydrolase activity, hydrolyzing O-glycosyl compounds
Source: RefSeq, a predicted model, not a curated record
CUGCCCACCAAAUGAUCAAAGAAGACUGUCAACGCGUCCACUCCACCAACAGCUGGAGAACACCUCUGUCUCAAGCGCGUCCUAUAAAGAACUGCAUGGAGCAUACUAAUUAAGCUGCGUUACUCGCUGGCACUGCACCAACUUUAAGCAGCAGAUCCCCAUUGGACGUGCAAUUGCAAGCUGGCCAUGCGAAACCCCUCACCACCUUCUUUCCACAGGCACUCUCCAGUCCAUUCCCAACCUAUACCAUGGCUUUCUCUUUCCUCUUCUCUUCCCCCUUUAUAAACAGCUCCAAACCUCACUCAUCCCAUCACCCACUCUCCACUUCUCUUGCUUACAGCUACUACUGCUGCUACUUGUGUUGCUCACAAUGGCGAUGCGGUUUCUGCUGAUAGCUUCCUCUUUGCUGGCCAUCGCCGCCGCCGGCAACUUCGACCAGGAGUUCGACAUCAUCUGGGGCGACGGCCGCGCCAAGGUCCUCGAGAGCGGCCAGCUCCUCACCCUCACCCUCGACAAGGCCUCGGGCUCGGGAUUCCAGUCGAAGAAGGAGUACCUCUUCGGCAAGAUCGACAUGCAGAUCAAGCUCGUUCCGGGGAAUUCCGCCGGCACCGUCACUGCCUACUAUUUGUCCUCGCAAGGGCCGACGCAUGACGAGAUCGACUUCGAGUUCCUCGGAAAUGUCAGCGGAGAUCCCUACACCCUCCACACCAACGUGUUCGCCCAAGGGAAGGGGAACAGGGAGAUGCAGUUCAAGCUCUGGUUUGAUCCCACCGCGGACUUCCACACCUACACCAUCCUCUGGAACCCUAGCCAUAUCAUCUUCAUGGUCGACCGCAUCCCGAUCAGAGACUUCAAGAACCUGGAAUCGAGGGGCGUCGCGUUCCCCAAGAACCAGCCCAUGAGGAUCUACUCCAGCCUCUGGAACGCGGAUGACUGGGCUACCAGAGGCGGCCUGGUCAAGACCGACUGGUCGCAGGCACCGUUCACGGCCUCGUAUAGAAGCUUCAGGGCCGACACUGUCCCCAGCAGCAGCGGGUGGUGGAGCCAAGAGCUGGACACCACAGGCCAAGAGAAGAUGAAGUGGGUGCAGAAGAACUACAUGAUCUACAACUACUGCAGCGACCUCAAGAGGUUCCCUCAGGGCCUGCCUACAGAGUGCUCCUUUGCCUGAUAGAAAAGAGAGAGAACAAAUCUUGUUAUUCUUUGAUUCAUUUAAUUCAUAUGUUGGCUGCUGAAAGUAUUCUGCUUGAUACUACAAAUUCAGAAGAAAACUACUACCUUACAUGUUCCAGCA